This is a messenger RNA of Fulvia fulva, 1671 nucleotides long. RefSeq lists its product as uncharacterized. The coding region runs from base 1 to 1671 and encodes 556 amino acids. The record is from RefSeq and is a predicted model, not a curated record. Lineage: Eukaryota; Fungi; Ascomycota; Dothideomycetes; Mycosphaerellales; Mycosphaerellaceae. The transcript is spliced from 2 exons. Gene Ontology annotation, molecular function: transmembrane transporter activity. Gene Ontology annotation, biological process: transmembrane transport.
AUGGCUGACAUCAAACACUCAAUCGAGUCCGUAAAUCAAUCGGCGGCUCAACAUCUUGAUGUUGAAGUGAUCCCUGGCACAGAGGUCAUGAAAGAUGUUGGUAAUAUGCAUUUUGCCCAUGUCGGUGGUGCAGGCAAUGGCUCCGUUCUCGUACCCCAUCCUUCAGACGAUCCCCGGGACCCACUAAAUUGGAGCACUUCGUGGAAGUUGAUCACUGCUGUAUCUCAGCUGCUAUAUGUCUGGGUCUUGGUCUGCUCUGCACUGAGCUUGGCACCUCUGUUCCCAUUUCUCGGCCAGGAAUUCCAUCUCAACCAACAGCAACUCUCUCUGUUGACCGGCUUGAAUGUGAUUACCCUCGGAUUCGCCAACAUCCUGAUCGUGCCGGUAUCCAACAUUUUCGGUCGCAGACCUACUGCCAUCUUUUUCGGUUUCCUGGUCGUCUUGACGAAUGUCUGGCAGGCACUCGCUUCGAGCCACAAGAGCUUGUUGGCUGCUCGUGCUUGUAACGGGAUAGUCGCAGCUACGAGCGAGACAAUCAUGGUCCAAACGAUAGCCGAUAUGUUCUUUCUGCACGAACGCGCAACCUGGAUGGCGGCAUACUUUACGUUCUACUUCUCAGGAGCAUUUCUCGGUCCAAUCAUGGCAGGAAGCAUCGGAAGUCACCACGGCUGGCGAAGCUUCUUCUGGCUGUCUACCGCAAUGGCCGGCUUUGUUACAAUCCUCCUGAUCUUUUGCUACCCAGAGACGAAGUUCCACCGCGCCGCUGCCGGUGGGAUCGGCCACGAUCGCGACGGCAAGAAUACGAGCGCGGUUCAGGAGAAGAGUGUGAUCGAUACCGAGGCCAACAGUCAGUCCGGGGUUAUUGACGGUCAGUACGUUCGCAAGGGUCGUCCUGGCAAGAGUCAGUUUGCACCUGCGACGAAGCCCGACAGCCGCUGGAUGAGCUUCGUCAUCCGUGACAUUCUGACGCCAGUCAAGGUGUUCUUGAACCCCAUCGUCUUCUGGAGCGCCCUGAUGCUUGCUGGUCCAGCUGAUCUGCUCCUCAUCUUCAAUCUCACCGAGUCCGGAGUGUUCGGAUCGCCAGCGUAUGGCUGGAACCCUCAGACUGUCGGCUACUCCAACUUCGCGUUCUUCGUUGGCGGGAUCUUUGGUGUGCUCACAGCCGGACCGCUUUCAGACUGGUGGGCACGUCGCAUGACUAUCAGGAACAAUGGUAUUCGUGAAGCCGAAUUCCGUCUGCCAGCUUUGUUUCCGUACUGCUGCUUCUUCCUGGUCUCUCAUGUGGUUGGAGCAGUCGGAUACCAAAAUCUCUGGCCUUGGGAGGCAAUUAUCGUUUGCGGGUUUGGUUUCUCUGGUCUAGCAGUCACCUCAAUCCCGGCUAUCGCUAUUGCGUAUGCCAUCGAUUGCUACAAGCCUAUCUCGGGUGAGAUCAUGGUUGUGGGCACCGUACUCAAGAACGUCCUCGGAUUCUGUCUCAGCUACUGGGUGUUUGACAUCGCUACCGAGCGGGGCGUGAUGCCAGGCCAAAACGGAUGGAUCUCGGUCUACAUGAUCCAGUUCGCGGUCUCGUUUCUGCCGGUGGUGCUCACAGUGCCUCUCUACUACUAUGGCAAGAGCCUGCGACGGUGGACGAGCAACUCUGAGAUACAUCGCAUGGAGACAAUGAUCUAG